CAGCCAGGGGACGGGCAGCUGCCACCUCUUCAGAUAUCCUCUAUUUAAAGUUCAAAGAGACGCUGGACAGCAAUAACAAAGAGGUGAGCGUGCAGAGCGACCCACCCCACAACAGGAGGAAUGGCCGAGAAAGCGGAGCUUCCAUUCUCCCGCCUCCUGGUCCCCAUCCUUCUCUUGAUCGGCUGGAUUGUGGGCUGCAUCAUAAUGGUCUAUGUCGUCUUCUCCUAGGACGGAAAGAAGACUUCAGAUUGACGUCAUCUAGAAGAAUUGAGAAAAGAGCAAACAUGACAGAUUAAGAAUUGAGAAAAGAACAAACAUGACAGAUUAUUAAAUGUUCCUCAUGUAAAUAACUGUAAUGUUUGGCAUCCCUUUAUAAACUUGGGUUUGUA
Molecule: messenger RNA, 389 nt
Organism: Equus caballus (horse)
Lineage: Eukaryota; Metazoa; Chordata; Mammalia; Perissodactyla; Equidae
Gene: STRIT1
Product: small transmembrane regulator of ion transport 1
Biological process (GO): regulation of slow-twitch skeletal muscle fiber contraction; regulation of ATPase-coupled calcium transmembrane transporter activity
Source: RefSeq, a predicted model, not a curated record